Molecule: messenger RNA, 1479 nt
Organism: Leptosia nina
Lineage: Eukaryota; Metazoa; Arthropoda; Insecta; Lepidoptera; Pieridae
Source: the annotation of a GenBank genome assembly
AUGGUGUUAGAUCUGGAUUUGUUUAGAGCAGAUAAGGACGGUGUCCCAGACAAAAUUCGUGAAAACCAGCGCAAGCGAUACAAAGAUGUGGCACUCGUGGACACAGUAGUGGAACAAGACACACUCUGGAGAAAAUUGCGUCAUGAUGCAGACAACCUGAAUAAACUGAAGAAUGUUUGUAGCAAAGAGAUCGGGCUUAAGAUGAAGAAUAAGGAACCCGUAGGUCCCGAAGACGAUCCGGUUCCCGCAGAAGUAGCCGAUAACCUCAUAACUUUAAGCAAUGAACAAUUAAAGCCACUGACUGUUAAUCAAAUUAAAAAGGUUAGGGUUCUCAUAGAUGAAGCAAUAACAAAAAAUGAACAAAACCUACAAACAGCUGAAAAGCUUCGUUCGUCAGCAUUAAGAGAAGUUGGUAACCAUCUGCAUGAGUCUGUACCUGUUGAUGAUGAUGAAGACCACAAUGCAGUGGAAAGGACUUUUGGAGAUUGUAGUUUGAAGAAAAAAUACUCCCAUGUAGACCUUAUUUGUAUGAUAGAUGGAAUGGAUGGUGAAAGGGGAGCUGCAGUAGCUGGUGGUAGAGGCUAUUAUCUCAAAGGACCAGCUGUCUUCUUAGAACAAGCUCUAGUACAACUGGCAUUAAGGAUUCUGUUCCAAAAAGGAUAUACACCGUUGUACACACCAUUCUUUAUGCGGAAAGAGGUAAUGCAAGAAGUUGCACAACUAGCCCAAUUUGAUGAAGAACUGUAUAAAGUGAUUGGCAAAGGUUCAGAGAACAAAGGGGACAACAGCAUUGAUGAAAAGUAUUUGAUUGCAACUUCUGAACAGCCCAUAGCAGCUUUUCAUAGAGAUGAGUGGCUGCCCGAAUCUGCCUUACCAAUCAGGUAUGCUGGUAUAUCAACUUGCUUCAGACAAGAAGCAGGUUCUCAUGGUCGCGACACGCGUGGCAUUUUUAGGGUCCAUCAGUUCGAAAAGAUAGAACAAUUCGUCCUCACUUCACCACACGAUAACAAAUCCUGGGAAAUGAUGGAGGAAAUGAUAACAAACGCAGAAGAAUUCUACAAGACAUUAGGAAUUCCAUAUAGGGUUGUGAACAUAGUCUCGGGAGCGCUGAAUCAUGCCGCUUCAAAGAAACUGGAUCUGGAAGCAUGGUUUCCAGGUUCCAGCGCAUUUAGAGAGCUCGUCUCUUGCAGUAACUGCCUGGAGUAUCAAGCCAGGAGAUUACUAGUACGGUAUGGACAAACAAAGAAAAUGAAUGCAGCUACAGAAUACGUGCAUAUGCUGAACGCAACUAUGUGUGCAACGACGCGAGUUAUAUGCGCCUUGCUGGAAGUGCACCAGACUGAAGAUGGCAUUCUGGUACCAGAAGCUCUUAAACCAUGGAUGCCAGAGCAGUACCAAGAAGUCAUACCAUUUGUUAAACCAGCACCUAUAGACUUGGAAGCAGCAGCUGCUGCUGCUAAGAAAGGAAAGAAGAAAUAA